AUGAAUUUGUCCCACAGAGCCCUCGCGAGGGCGGCUCGCGUGCGAUGCUCCGCGCAGAGAACAGCCCUCGCCUCCACGCGCCAGUGGGCUCGACAUGCCGGUACGUCGGCCGGGCCGGGACCUCAGCGCCGAGGAGGCAAGGCGGUGGGCUUUGCCGCCGUCUUUGCCGCAGCUGCCGCCGGCGCAUACUACUAUCCGAAGCUCACGUCCUCGGGCGCGGACCAGGAUGCCGAGCCCGCCAAGGCCGAGCUCCAGUUCGAAAAGCCCAGGAAGCAUCCCGUGUCCAAGGAGGACAACCGAGACCUCAUCAGCUCGCAGCAUCUCCAGGUGAAGAGCAGCUGGGAACACCCGGGAGUCUACGCCUGGGGGUCCAACGUCGGCAAGGUCAUCGACCCCAGCUCAAACGAGAAAUACGUCAAGCUGCCGCGACGAAUCGCCUUCUUCAACGACCAGCUUCUGCGAGAUCUGAAACUUACCCAGGACUUUGGCGCAGCCAUCACUGAGAACGGGGACCUGGUGCAGUGGGGCUUGGGCUACUCCAAGGCCAACCCGUCGCCCGAGACUACGUUGAAGGGCAAGGACCUGGUCAAGGUCGAUGUUUCGGCGGACCGCGUCAUUGCUCUCUCGCGCAAGGGGGCCGUGUACUCCAUCCCAUCGUCGCGCGACGACCUGGAGACUGGCAUCAAGCCGGAGGAGCAAAAGAGCUCGUGGUCACUGUGGAGUUCUGGCGGCAAGGAGAAGAUCAGCUUUAGGAGCUUGACGCCCUCGGGCUUGGGCAGCGGCGAAAAGGUCACCGACAUCAGCAGCGGCCUGGAGCACUGCCUCAUGCUGACCUCCAAGGGGCGAGUCUUUGCCGCCGCCUCGAGCUCGAGCUCGUUCCCGUCAAAGGGCCAGAUGGGAAUCCCCGGCCUCAGCUGGGAGACGCGGCCGCAGGGCCCAUACGACCAGGCUCAUGAGAUCCUGACUCUCAAGGGCUUCCACGUCGACAAGAUCGCGACGGGUGACCAUCACUCCGUCGUUUUAGACACCAUUGGCAGAGUCUUUUCUUUUGGCGACAACACCUACGGACAGCUCGGCAUCGCCACCGAAGGCGGCCUGCCACAGAGUGUCGCACCGACCAUGGUGGCCAUCAACAGCCUGUACCACAGCAGCGGUUUGGUGCCCAAGGUGACGUCCAUUGCAGCUGGCGGCACCAACACCUUUUUCACGGUCGACGCCAAGGCGCCGUCAAUCGAGAGGGAGACGCGCGGCGCGGCACCGGCACGGAGAAUGCCAGGAACUGUCUCGGAUCUCUGGGCGUGCGGCCAAGGCGUGGCCGGGACGCUGGGGACGGGCAAGUGGACUCACGUGUCUACUGGGCCGACAAAGGUCAAGGCGCUCUCGUCGCUCUUUGAGUUUGACGAGAAGACAAACAAGAUGAUGCCCAUCAAGCUCAAGUCGCUCAACGUCGGCGCUACGCACUGCUCGGCGGUCAUGGACAACGUGACCGAGACCAACAUCUCGAACCGCUCGACGGAGAACGAGACCAACUGGGGUGCCGACGUCGUGUUUUGGGGAGGCAACGAGCACUACCAGCUCGGGACCGGCAAGAGGACCAACAUGAACGCGCCGACAUACAUCGGUCCUCUGGACGGAGGUGCGGCGGACUCGAGCAAAGGACGCGUGGGCGAGAUGCACCGGCUCUGCCUCACGCCUCGCUCGACGGCGCGCACCGGCGAAGGCGGCAAGGGCCGCAAGGUGACGCUUGAGCAAAAGGUGGAAUGCGGCAAGUUUGUGACGGGCGUGUACUCUGCUGUGUGA
Messenger RNA from Purpureocillium lilacinum, 1800 nucleotides. RefSeq lists its product as uncharacterized. Gene Ontology annotation, cellular component: mitochondrial inner membrane. Gene Ontology annotation, biological process: mitochondrial respiratory chain complex III assembly. NCBI's taxonomy places the organism in Eukaryota, Fungi, Ascomycota, Sordariomycetes, Hypocreales, Ophiocordycipitaceae. The record is from RefSeq and is a predicted model, not a curated record.